Messenger RNA from Vigna umbellata (rice bean), 1379 nucleotides. RefSeq lists its product as uncharacterized. Gene Ontology annotation, molecular function: DNA binding; DNA-binding transcription factor activity. NCBI's taxonomy places the organism in Eukaryota, Viridiplantae, Streptophyta, Magnoliopsida, Fabales, Fabaceae. The record is from RefSeq and is a predicted model, not a curated record.
UACCUUUUCUCUUCUAGCAUAUAAAUGAGCAUCACAGAAAUGGAGUAACUAAAUUUCGGCAAGAGUUUAGGUGUUUUAGGUUAGGUUUUGAGAGAGUAGAGAAGCAUGUAUCAGUGUAGUUCCCAAAUGUACGGAACUGAUUGGGAAUACAUGGGGAUUAGCAACCUAGCCAAGGUUGUUGGAUCAGACCAAAUGAGUGUUCUUGAGCCAAAAAGCUCACCUUUCAACAUUGUCACCACUCCUCUUCAAAUUCAAACCCCACAAGGCUUUUGUGCAACUGCAACAAAAGGGCUUGUGAGUUUUCAAGCUCAACAACAUGCUCAUCAUCAGCAUCAGAUCGAAGUUCCUGCUUGGUGCUUUGACUCUAACAUGCUGAAUAUUUGCCAAGCCUCUGGGGAUAACUUUACCACCAAACAAGAUCCACCCUCGUCUCAAUUCACAAGCUCCUUGUGCCCGGUUGCUGAAUCUUUCUUGUCGUCCAGCACUGGUGCAGAUUGUCCUUCUUCUUCUGAAAAAUAUUGUAAAAUUACUUCCUAUUCUGAAAAACAUAGCAGCAUGCAGCCUGAUGGUAUGCCAUAUUACGAUCACUUUUCCCAAGAAGAAGAUAAAUUACUCAGAGAUGAUGCUGCCACGGAUGAAAGGCCCCUUGAAAUUUCCUUUCAGAGAAACCAGUUGGAAUCAUGUACAAAGCCACAAAAGCAAGCUCCUCAUAGACUUUGUGGGGUUGCCUGUGUAACUUCUAGCAACUCUGCUUCUAGAAGAGGCAAAAGAAGAAUAAAAUGGACCGACGAUCUACACGAGCCAUUUAUGAUGAUUGUUAACAGUCUUGGUGGUCCAGAAAAGGCAAAACCUAAGGCUAUACUAGAUAUGAUGAAAUCAGAUUUGCUGUCCAUUUCUCAUGUUAAAAGUCACUUACAGAAGUGUAGGUCUACAAUAAACAUGCACAAAGCUUUGCAGGAAAAAUCCGAGGAAGGACAGAGAAUGGAUGGGGUGGCUGAGCUUCAAGUGAAAAUCCACAUGCAAAUUGAGGAAUCAAGGCAACUGCAACUAGAGGUUCGGAGGAAUAUCUGCCAACAACUAGAGAUGCAACGAAAUCUCCAAAUGCUAAUUCAACAGCAGAGCCAGCAACUCAAAGUAAUGUUUGAUUACCAAAAGAAAAAACCCAAACUGGACACAGAACUCGAAGCAACUGUCCCCUAAUCAUGGUUCAAUUGUUUUGAUAAGAUACUUUAUUUUUGCUGCCUUUGGUCUUGCAAUAGACAAUCAAACAUGUAAGUGUGAGAAACGUGUUCUUGGCAGCAACUUCAAAACGUAAACAUGUCUAUGUGCAUCUUGUUCUGCAUUCCCACACAAAUCUCACAUCAUUCUUCGUUCACACA